UAUAUGGAGUAGCAAAGUUUUGAUUUAUUAUGGUAUGGGGGGUUUUGAUUUGUUUUCUAAUGGGAAAAGGAAAUGAUAAUUGACAGGAACUUUGUGAUACUAGGAGGAGAGGAGGGGUUCCAAAUGCUCGUUGAUGCCUUGGUUUGGGAUUCAGACGCCUUACGUUGUUGCAUAUUGCAUCAUGUUCCUUUAACUGGCCAUGCUUGUCUUUGGGAAUCAUGGAUCACUUAAUCUCCUGGGAAUGUUAAAAUCAGAAGUAGACUGUCAAAUAUGUUGGAGAGCCAAUGACCCACUUGAAAUCCAUUGCUUCCUCUGCGAGCAGCUGAAGAAAAGCCUGUCUUCUGUUCAAAUAAAUGGAGGUGAAAGUUUAAAUGUGCAACACAAUAAGAGCUCUACUUCUGUUCAAAUAAAUGGAGGUGAAACUAUAAAUGUUGGAGUGGAGGUAGCUAAUUCGGAAGUAGAAUACAUUGAAUCUGAGAACUUAAGUGAUCUAGAAGAUGUUGAUACAUGUCUUAAGAAGCUCUUACCUGGACUUGACUCUAAAGAUUGGAUUCUGGUUGUUGAAACACUCAAUAAUGUUCGUCGAUUAUCAAUAUUCCAUGAGGAAACAAUGCAUAGUAUGUUUUAUCUGGGUGUUGAGGGAAUUAAAGAAUAUGGAAUUGACAAAUUGAUACAAGUAGCUGCAUCCCAACUAAGCGACCAGCUCCCAGAGUCACGGGAGGCUGCUCGAACCCUUCUUUUGGAGCUGCAAACUGUAUAUGAGAAGUCCUACGGUCUCUCAACUGUAGUAUCUGAGAAUCCAAAGAUGGGCUCUUCGGAGAACUUUUGUCUGUCAAAGCUCUCUCCUUUAAGUGCACAAGCAGUGCUUUGUGUGACAACAAACAUCGCUCGGGAAGGUCUCGUUAUUGAUUCCUAACGAUAUUGAAGGUGUAGCAGAGGAUUCAAUCUCUUCAAGCUGGAAAAGCCAAGGCUUAGCACUUCUUCAAGUGGAAUGUUAUUUAAUGUUUCAUUCCAUGGUCGUUUAUAUUAGUCAGAACUUGAAUUUGGAGUUAUUGAAAUAGGGUUUUAUAGCUACUUUGUGUACUAGCUUCUUUAACCAUGAUUAUUAAUUAUUACGUGUUUUGUAGCUUCUUUUAUAAUUAGCCGAGUUAAUAUAGAUCAGACAAACUGUGAGGUAGAUUGCUCAUUUAUUUAAACAUAAUAUUUAAAUUCUAAAUUUAAAUUCAUUAAUUUUUAUA
This is a messenger RNA of Gossypium raimondii (Peruvian cotton), 1238 nucleotides long. RefSeq lists its product as uncharacterized. The transcript is spliced from 6 exons. Gene Ontology annotation, cellular component: cytoplasmic microtubule. NCBI's taxonomy places the organism in Eukaryota, Viridiplantae, Streptophyta, Magnoliopsida, Malvales, Malvaceae. The coding region runs from base 200 to 916 and encodes 238 amino acids. Gene Ontology annotation, molecular function: microtubule binding. Gene Ontology annotation, biological process: microtubule cytoskeleton organization. The record is from RefSeq and is a predicted model, not a curated record.